CCGACACAACGCGUAUGAUUGUUGUCUUGAAUGCUCAGGCGGACAUCGAAGGAAUUGCAUACAAUAACAACCAGCUACCUCACGAGUCUUGAUCAGUACCAAUCAUUAACAACAAUUUGACGAACUCGCAUCCAAGACUCUCAGCCUACAGCAAGCUGUUGCAGUCGUACCGAAUCGGAGCCAAGUCAAAUCACGACGACGAGGCCAUACCCAUCGCAACAAACUUUCGAUAGCGACUAACCGUCAAUCUGUCAUGAUGAACGGGACGGCAUCCAAGACCCCGACCCAGAAGACACCGGUCAAAAAGUCAUAUACUCCUGCGACGGGGCCGGCUGGAACAUGUCACAUCACGCGCAAGCCAACACAACGAGCUGCAAAUCCAAUCACCAACAAAGCCGCCUCAGUCGCUGGUGAGCGACCAACGGAAAAGCCCCAGUCAGCCUACGGGAUCAUGGUCUCAAGGAUCGCCAAUCGCGUCGCCGAAAUGGCAGAGAAUGUGUCAUUUGUCGAAAAGAAGCCCUACGCAGAGCAAAACGAGCCUGUCACCGAGGAGAAGAAGCGUCCACGGAAGCUCGAGAUGCGCCUUCGACCCGUCGACAAGGAUUCGGUUGCGUUCUCCGCACCCUUCCUAGACAAUACUCUGCAGAAGAUGCUGUCGCUUCAGAACCGCAUGUUGAAGAGCACGUCGGAGUUAUCGAAGGCAGAAGGAGUGAGUGAUAAGAUUGUGAAGGAGCAUGCUGCACAGGCUGCGGAGAUGAGUCGGGUUAUUGCUUUGAUCUGUGCGGAGAAGGCGAGGCAAGGUGCUUGAUCUGAUGUCAGUGACAAGAAGCAUUCAUCAUUCUGGGCGACACAUCUUGAAAUCAAGUGAACUCUAUACCAGAGGCUGACUGAUGCUUGGGAAAAGAUAUCUAAGACUUCAACACAUGUAAAACAAACGCGAAUGGAGUUCCCAAACACCGAUGAGUUCCGUUCGGCUCAUGAAAGUUGCGAGCGGCACGAUCAUCGAACCUUGACACGUGAAGACG
This is a messenger RNA of Dissoconium aciculare CBS 342.82, 1025 nucleotides long. RefSeq lists its product as uncharacterized. The record is from RefSeq and is a predicted model, not a curated record. Bases 257 to 808 code for a protein of 183 amino acids. The transcript has 2 exons. NCBI's taxonomy places the organism in Eukaryota, Fungi, Ascomycota, Dothideomycetes, Mycosphaerellales, Dissoconiaceae.